CACGGUCCAACCUCCCGGAUUCAUCUGGAGCUCCCCUGCGACAAGCUCUUGCAGCUGAAUAGGCGACCUAACAAUAGCUGGGCCUGCAGGAGAAAUUUACCAUCUACUCUAUAUCUGCAGCCACACUCUUCUUUGGAAACAAUGCCCCUGAAUAUCGCCCAGCGCGGAGCUGUGCUCCGUCACCUUCAGCUCGGGAAUGUCUUCUCUCGUCCUACUCGUGUGGCCGCCAUCCAUAGUCACGCCAGGCGCGUGUCCCUAGCUGCCGGCAGGCGCUUUGCGAACCCGAUUACGAGAACUGAAUAUCAGUUUGGAGCUGUAUCUCAAGGCUUGAUCAAGUCUUAUGCAACUGUUGGCCGUCCCAAGGGGAGCACCGGAAAGGCCAAGCCCAAGGCAACCGAAGCUGCCGGGGAUGAAAAGAAGUCGGGAAAGACGGCAAAAUCUAAGACGAGUGGGGCUAAGAAGGACUCUACGAAGGAGGAGCCGAAGAAGAAGAGGAAGGUAUUGACCGACAAGCAAAAAGAAGCCAAGAAGGUCAAAGAGCAGAGAGAGCUACUGAAGACACUGAAGGAGACCGCGCUACAACCGCCCAAGAAAGCUUCGGAGCAUAAAUGGACACUGGCAGUUCAAGACAAGCUGGUGGGUGUUGACAGAUCUAAAUUCAAGGGUACAGAGGUAUUCCAGGAAGGCGUGCGAGGUGCCCGGAAUGUGACCCCAGAAGAAGAUGAGAAAUUUACCCAGCAAGCGGAGUUGAACAAAGCUGCCAACGCCGCUGCCUACAAAGAAUGGAUCAAAUCCCAUACGCCCCUUCAAAUCAAGGAGGCCAACCACGCCAGAGAGAGACUUGAGAAGAUCACGGGCAAAUAUAUGCGUCCUUUGAAAGAUGACAGAUUAGUCAAGCGACCUCUUACAGCAUACAUCGCGUUCUACACGGACCGUGUAUCAGGUGGUGACUUUAAACACUUGAAGCCCGAGGAUAUUACCAGCCAUAUCGCACGAGAAUGGCGGGCUAUGACCGAUACGGAAAAAGAGAAAUACGUUAAAAUCUCUGAAGCCGACCGGAAACGUUAUGCUCAAGAGCAUCUGGAGGUUUAUGGCACAGAAGCUCCGUUUACCCAAAACGCGGAGUCUGAGAGUUCUUAGGAAGACAUGUUUGAAUAGUUCCUUUUUCUCAUUUCCUUUCUUAGGGGUUUGUUUUUAUAGGGAGAAUUAUGGUGUUCACUUUGAGUCCUAUGUCGACCAGCUGGGUUUCUUUUAUUAGGUUUUUUCUCGAUGGUUGAGUUUUGCACUUGAUAUUUCUCUCUGACUGGAGUCCUUGUAUUUUAUGGAUUAUGGAUUUUCUAUGUCUCUCGUCAAUGUAGUUUAUGGU
Messenger RNA from Aspergillus wentii DTO 134E9, 1366 nucleotides. RefSeq names its product HMG-box domain-containing protein. The transcript has 3 exons. Bases 142 to 1140 code for a protein of 332 amino acids. Lineage: Eukaryota; Fungi; Ascomycota; Eurotiomycetes; Eurotiales; Aspergillaceae. The record is from RefSeq and is a predicted model, not a curated record.